UAACAGAAGAAAAUGGCGGCGCCCAUGAGCGAGGGGCCUCCAGCUUUGGAGCCAGGCGCUGCUCCCUACGGCAACUUUCCCAAUUAUUCCCGCUUCCACCCUCCCGAGGUCCGGGUCAGCCUCCUGCCUGGCGGGCUCUUGCGGAGCCUGUUCCCCGCGGCGUCCCGCCCGCUGCUGGGGCUCGAUGUGGGGUGCAACUCGGGGGAGCUAAGCGUGGCUCUGUACAGGCAUCUCCUUGGCCUUCAGGAGAGCGAAGGCAGCCUGGACCAGCCUGCAGCUGGAAAGGAUCUGAACCUUCUGUGCUGUGACAUUGAUCCAGCGUUGAUUGAGAGGGCUCAGCAGUGCAGCCCCUUUCCUGCCUCCAUAUCCUUUGCCAACCUGGACAUCAUGGACUCCGGUGCCAGGGAGCCAUUCCUGAGUUCCUACCUGGGCCGUUUCGGCCGCUCCACCUUUGACAUUGUUUUUUGCAUGUCUGUGACCAUGUGGAUCCACCUGAAUCAUGGGGAUAGUGGCCUGAUGGAGUUCCUGUCCUUCCUCUCCUCUCUGUGCAAGUACCUGCUGAUUGAACCUCAGCCGUGGAAGUGCUACAGGGCGGCCGCGCGCCGCCUGCGGAAGCUGGGCAGAAAUGACUUUGAUCACUUCCGAUCUCUUGCUAUCAAUGGGGAUAUGGCAGAGAGGAUAACCCAGAUCUUGACGCAGGACUGCGCCAUGGAGCUGGUGUGCUGCUUUGGGAGCACCAGCUGGGACAGAAGUCUCUUGCUUUUUAAGUCAAAUGGCUCAAAUCACAAGAGCAGGGAGUCUUCAGGACAGGAGCAGUGACUGACAGUGGCCCUCUCACAUUCAUGAAUUCAUAGGCAAGGAGGUGUUUGCUGUUUACAGAGUCGGAUGUAGGAAUUCCUAAAUCCCUCCUGGGACCAGGCCUUGAUCUCCCUAGGGAGUUUGAGGCAAGUAAUGCCUGUGUGAUUUUUUUUUUUUUUUUUUUCAUCUGCCAAAUGUGGUAGCAGUUUUAACCUACCUUGUGGGUUCUGACAUUGCUGUUCCUAGAAAGUGCUCUUGAAAUCAAAGUUGCUACAUAUGUGCUUUCUGUGUGUACCAAGAAUAUUCUCUGAAAGAAGAGAGAACAUGCCUUUUUUGUCCCUGGAGUUUUUCAAGGAAAGGGAACUUUUCUGUUGACCCAUGUGAUGCACUGUUUGUUCUGUUUCUUGUCAUGUUUUCUGAACAAAGUGCUCUUAGAAAACAUAUAACCUGGUUUGCUAGCUAUGAAAAAGUAAGUUGGAUGGUUGCAGAGGGUGUCUGGUCAACAGGUUGCCCAGAGGGGUGGUGGAUGCCCCAUCCUGGAAACGUUCAAGGUCAGGCUGGACGGGGCUCUGAGCACCCUGAUCGCGUUGAAGAUGUCCCUGCUCGUGGCAGGGGGUUGCACUAGGUGGCCUUUAAAGGUCUCUUCCCCCCAAAACCAUCCUGUGACUUGCUGAUGUUGGUCAGGCUGUGAUCAGUGUCCCUUUGCACUGGGGCUUGCUUGGAGUGUGCUAUGGAAGUUGACAGUGGUGUGAUCCUCCUGUGGAGCAAGGGAUUUCUGUGGUAGGGUGUGUGUUCAUUUAACUGUAUAACAGUGCUUUUUGUAGUAAUAUCCUUAAAAUAAAAAUAACUUAAUUUUGUCCUAAA
Messenger RNA from Tyto alba (common barn owl), 1662 nucleotides. Its product is annotated as RNA 5'-monophosphate methyltransferase. The coding region runs from base 13 to 819 and encodes 268 amino acids. The transcript is spliced from 2 exons. Gene Ontology annotation, molecular function: O-methyltransferase activity; RNA methyltransferase activity. Gene Ontology annotation, cellular component: cytoplasm. Gene Ontology annotation, biological process: miRNA metabolic process; negative regulation of pre-miRNA processing. The record is from RefSeq and is a predicted model, not a curated record. Lineage: Eukaryota; Metazoa; Chordata; Aves; Strigiformes; Tytonidae.